Aspergillus japonicus CBS 114.51 is the source of this 1259-nucleotide messenger RNA. RefSeq lists its product as uncharacterized. The record is from RefSeq and is a predicted model, not a curated record. Bases 106 to 918 code for a protein of 270 amino acids. Lineage: Eukaryota; Fungi; Ascomycota; Eurotiomycetes; Eurotiales; Aspergillaceae. Gene Ontology annotation, molecular function: ribonucleoside-diphosphate reductase inhibitor activity. Gene Ontology annotation, cellular component: cytoplasm; nucleus. The transcript has a single exon.
GCCCGCCAAACUACCCCACACCCCACCACCCAGGGCUUUUCCUCUCUAUCACAACUUCACAACCCACCUUCACGCUCACCAAAUACACCAAAGUCAAUUCCCACCAUGCCACCCUCAGCCUCCAUCCACCGCACUUUUGGUGCUACAACAACCGACCCCAACUCCAAACGCCGCCGCUUCCAACCCCCGAUCACCAGCUUCUUCACCACAGCCAGCGACCCGACCGCCCACCCCUCGCCAACCGCCCACCACACCCACAACCACUACUCCACCUCCACCAGCUCCCCGACCCCGACCCUCGCCCCGAAGGUCCAGGCCUCCCUCCUCUCCGUCGGCAUGCGCAUCCGCAAGUCCAUCGCCGAAGGCUACAAGACCCACCACCAGUCGAGCAAAGCCCUCCUCUACGGGGCCCCGCCUUUCUACCACUACCACCAAGACCAAGACCAAGACCCGUCCGGCCAUCUGGUCACCACCGACGAAGGCGACGCAUUCUCCCUCCCCGCCAGCUCGCAGGAGUCCACCUCCUCCUCUGCCCCGUUCACGGGUACGAAGCGCGGCCGGGGGGACUUCGAUUCCUACCGCGCCGACAGCAAUGAGAGUGACAGUGAGAUGGAGGACUUCCCGGGCGCGGAGACGUGGGGUCAGCGGACCUCCCGGGCAGAGCCUGCUGCUGCUGCUGCUGCUGCUGCUGCUGCUGCGGUUCCUGGGAGGACGAUUCUCGCGCCGCGGAGUAAGAACAGUAGUACCCUCCGCAGGCGGUUUGUGGUUACCGGGCGGGGUGGUGCUUGCACUGCCGACGUAGGACUCGGGCCUGACUUCGAGGAACCGGCGUUUUUGAGGAGUCGGGAGGAGGUGGACGGGUAUGAGUUCGAUGGGUCUCUGGGGGCGUGCAGGGAGGUGGAGAUGGGGGGUGUUUGAUUUUGCGGUACUUGGCUGGGAAUAUUUGCCUGGGAAGGUUGGGGCGUGGGAAGAAGGGUUGGAUCGUGAUGUGGUGCUUCGGAUGGGUUCUUCUCUGAUUUUUUUUUAGCCAGCGUUGCCAUUGUUUGUAUUUCUAUCGUUUUUUAUCUAGUUGUGUUGUCGAGGGGGCGUUUACUGGCUGGUUCCAGUGAUUCUCAGGCCCAGGGCUAUGAUGAUAUGCUGGAUAGGGUUUAGUAGGGGUUUUGCUAUGAUGGGUCUAGGCUAUGCUUUUAUGGUUAUGGUUGGGGAUGGACUUUCGGGUGACGGGUUUCUUGUACUGUACAUAUUCUUAUCCUCCUUCA